AUGCGAUCCAGAGCAUCCGUAAAACCCUCGCAAUAUCCCCCGCUGUUCUUCCACCUCAUCCGCGCGACCGGGUUAAUCUCAACCUUCAUCGUGGGCAUCAUCCUCGCGGUCUUCAUCAACCAACUACACAAUGCCAACUACCGACUCCCAUGGGCAUUCCUCGUCCUCGUCAUCGCCGUCGUCCUCGCCCUGCUCAACUACCUCCUCACAACCCUAACCCACUGCUUCUACGGCCUCUCCCCGCGCCUCUCCCUAACCACCAACUCGAUCGUCCUCGUCAUCUGGCUGAUCGCCCUCGGCCUACUCAGUUGGAGCAUGGCACACACGAUCCUCACCUCCUGCACAACAACCUACUGGGGCACCUCGACCGGCAUCAGCGUGUGCCGGAUCUACAAGACCCUGUUCACAUUCACCAUCGUCGCCACGGCCGCCCACAUCGCCGCCAUCUCGCUCGACGUUAUCGUCCACCGUCGCCAGACCCGCCUGGGCGACUACGACCCCAUGGCCAGCAGCUCCGCCCUCAACAACUACAAAAUGCACGACCGCAAUAGCAGCGUCAUGUCUGGUGCUGCCGUGCCGUAUGCCGCCGCCGACGAGGCGAAUUAUCCGCUUUACGCGCACCAGCAUCAUCCUUCCGAUGACUUGUACGGGAGUGGCACUGGUAUGGGCCUGCCGGAGCAGCCGCAUCCCGCUCAGCGGAUGGCUGGUGGUGUCUCCGUCGCUUCCUCCCCGCCGUCCUAUAGUUCGGACGCCCUGGCGCAGUACCAUACUGGUGAGGAGGAGGGCUACUCUGAUGUGGUGGCCCAUCCGCAGGGUCGCACCCCCAGAGUCCGCUUUAGUGCGUAUGGUGCGUCCGCGGGCUAUGCGCAUCCUGGCGAGCACACCGGGUAUGAUCCGGCUGCGUAUCGGUGA
Messenger RNA from Aspergillus heteromorphus CBS 117.55, 912 nucleotides. RefSeq lists its product as uncharacterized. The coding region runs from base 1 to 912 and encodes 303 amino acids. The record is from RefSeq and is a predicted model, not a curated record. The transcript has 2 exons. Lineage: Eukaryota; Fungi; Ascomycota; Eurotiomycetes; Eurotiales; Aspergillaceae.